Vicia villosa (hairy vetch) is the source of this 772-nucleotide messenger RNA. RefSeq lists its product as uncharacterized. Lineage: Eukaryota; Viridiplantae; Streptophyta; Magnoliopsida; Fabales; Fabaceae. Gene Ontology annotation, cellular component: box C/D methylation guide snoRNP complex; nucleolus; precatalytic spliceosome. Gene Ontology annotation, molecular function: RNA binding. The record is from RefSeq and is a predicted model, not a curated record. The coding region runs from base 157 to 543 and encodes 128 amino acids. Gene Ontology annotation, biological process: ribosome biogenesis; maturation of SSU-rRNA; mRNA splicing, via spliceosome. The transcript is spliced from 5 exons.
UAAUGGGCCUGACAUGUAAAACAGCCCUAGAAAGUGGGAAGCCCGGAAUUUCUAACUACUUCCAGUUGGCGUCGCUUCUCAUAAACCCUGCUGCGCGCUCUUCCUUACGAAAAACCCUAACCCUUCUCUUCUUCGACCAAUCUACAGAAAACAAAAAUGACAGGAGAAACAGUGAAUCCAAAAGCAUAUCCUCUGGCUGAUGCACAGCUUACGAUAACAAUAAUGGAUCUUGUUCAACAAGCUGCUAAUUACAAACAGCUCAAAAAGGGUGCCAAUGAAGCUACAAAGACACUUAACAGAGGCAUUUCUGAGUUUGUUGUCAUGGCCGCAGAUGCUGAACCCCUCGAGAUUCUUCUUCAUCUUCCUUUACUUGCUGAGGAUAAGAAUGUUCCCUAUGUAUUUGUCACAUCAAAACAAGCACUAGGACGAGCAUGUGGUGUUACCCGGCCAGUGAUUGCAUGUUCUGUGACAACUAAUGAGGGAAGUCAAUUGAAAUCUCAAAUACAACAACUAAAGGAUGCUAUUGAGAAGCUAUUGAUAUGAGAAAUUGCUAUCGGUAUGACGGGCUUCUUGAGUUUGCUGAGUGCUCCUUGAGGCUUUGACCGGAUGAGUUGAGUUGUAUUCAACUAGGAAAGACUCUUUAUAAUGUAAGCUUACAUUCAUAUUUAUCGACACUAUUUGCGGAUUUAAUGUGCAAUUUUUGAACAGGUGUAUUAUAAACAAUUUCAUUGUCUUUUAUUUGGAUGCUAAGUAAAUUUAAAUUGCCGGCUUA